Puma concolor (puma) is the source of this 1869-nucleotide messenger RNA. RefSeq names its product phosphoenolpyruvate carboxykinase 1 (gene PCK1). Gene Ontology annotation, cellular component: cytosol. Gene Ontology annotation, molecular function: manganese ion binding; GTP binding; phosphoenolpyruvate carboxykinase (GTP) activity. The record is from RefSeq and is a predicted model, not a curated record. Gene Ontology annotation, biological process: oxaloacetate metabolic process; gluconeogenesis; cellular response to insulin stimulus. Lineage: Eukaryota; Metazoa; Chordata; Mammalia; Carnivora; Felidae.
AUGCCUCCUCAGCUCCCCAGCAGCCUCAAUUUCUCGGCCAAGGUCGUCCAGGGCACCCUAGACAGCCUGCCCCAGGCGGUGAGAGCAUUCGUGGAGAGUAGCGCCAAGCUGUGCCAGCCCGACCAUAUCCACAUCUGUGACGGCUCCGACGGCGAGAACCGGAAGCUGCUGGACCAGAUGGAGGCCCAGGGGGUGAUCAAGAGGCUGCGGAAAUACCACAACUGCUGGCUGGCUCUCACUGACCCCAGGGAUGUGGCCAGAAUUGAAAGCAAGACGGUCAUCAUUACCCAAGAGCAAAGAGAUACCGUGCCCAUCCCCAAAACCGGCCCUAGCCAACUAGGUCGCUGGAUGUCCGAGGAGGACUUCGAGAAAGCAUUCAAUGCCCGAUUCCCAGGGUGCAUGAAAGGUCGCACCAUGUACAUCAUCCCAUUCAGCAUGGGGCCGCUGGGCUCCCCUCUGUCGAAGAUCGGGAUCGAGCUGACAGACUCCCCCUACGUGGUGGCCAGCAUGCGCAUCAUGACGAGGAUGGGCACCCCGGUCCUGGAAGCGCUGGGCGACGGGGACUUCGUCAAGUGCCUCCAUUCCGUGGGAUGCCCUCUGCCUUUAAAAAAGCCCCUGGUGAACAACUGGCCUUGCAACCCAGAGAUGACCCUCAUCGCCCACCUGCCCGACCGCAGGGAAAUCAUCUCCUUCGGGAGUGGGUACGGCGGGAACUCGCUCCUCGGGAAGAAGUGCUUCGCCCUCAGGAUAGCCAGCCGGCUGGCUAAGGAAGAGGGGUGGCUGGCAGAACACAUGUUGAUCCUGGGCAUCACCAACCCCAAGGGCCAGAAGAAGUAUUUCUCAGCAGCCUUUCCCAGUGCCUGUGGGAAGACCAACCUGGCCAUGAUGAACCCCAGCCUCCCAGGGUGGAAGAUAGAGUGUGUGGGAGAUGACAUUGCCUGGAUGAAAUUUGACCAAGAAGGUAACCUAAGGGCUAUCAACCCAGAAAAUGGCUUUUUCGGGGUGGCUCCUGGAACCUCUGUGAAGACCAACCCCAACGCCAUCAAGACCAUCCAGAGGAACACCAUCUUCACUAACGUGGGCGAGACCAGCGAUGGGGGCUUUUAUUGGGAAGGUAUCGACCAGCCGCUGGCCCCGGGCAUCAGGCUCACAUCGUGGAAGAACACCGAAUGGUCCCCCCAGGACGGGGAACCUUGCGCCCAUCCCAACUCACGCUUCUGCACCCCUGCCAGCCAGUGUCCCAUCAUCGACCCUGCCUGGGAGUCUCCGGAGGGGGUGCCCAUCGAGGGCAUCAUCUUCGGAGGCCGCCGACCUGCCGGGGUCCCUCUGGUCUACGAAGCUCUCACCUGGCAGCAUGGAGUGUUUGUGGGGGCGGCGAUGCGAUCAGAGGCCACAGCAGCUGCAGAACACAAAGGCAAGGUCAUCAUGCACGACCCCUUUGCCAUGCGGCCUUUCUUUGGCUACAACUUUGGCAAAUACCUGGCCCACUGGCUCAGCAUGGCCCAGCGCCCAGCAGCCAAGCUGCCCAAGAUCUUCCACGUCAACUGGUUCCGGAAAGACGACGAAGGCAAAUUUCUCUGGCCGGGCUUCGGGGAGAACUCCAGGGUGCUGGAAUGGAUGUUCAACCGGAUCAACGGGGAAGCGGGUGCCAAGCUCACACCCAUAGGCUACAUCCCUGAGGAGGGCGCCCUGAACCUGAAAGGCCUGGGGGACGUCAACGUGAAGGAGCUCUUCGACAUCCCCAAGGGGUUCUGGGAGAAGGAGGUGAAGGACAUCCAGAAGUACUUGGAGGAGCAAGUUGACACCGACCUGCCCUAUGAGAUCGAGAGAGAGGUCCUUGCCCUGAAGCAAAGGAUCAGCCAGAUGUAA